AUGGCCCAGUCUGAAGGGGAGGCCGGCGGCGACGCGUCGGCGCGGACCAAGUUCUAUACCCAGUCAUUUACCAUAUUCACCUCCCUGCAGUCCAUUGCCGCGUCGCAGCAGCGCGAGGAGCGUGGCGAUGCGGGGUGGAUGGACGCCGGCCCGUCGGUGCAGACGAUGCAGUACUACCACCGCAUCGGCACGCUGUACUGUGACGCGAUACAUACCUAUCUGAACGACCUGGAUGCGGAACAUCUCGACGAGUCCGAGUAUCUCGCGCACGUCCAGUCGCUGCAGACCAUCUUCCACCUCGCCCAGGUGCUCUACUUUCCAGAGGACGGCCGUGGGAUGGGCGUCAUUGGCGAGGAGCUCUUGCACUGGCUGAACGCGCACGACGUCGCGCCGACCACCGAACAGGGCCAGCAGAUCGCGCAGACCUCGCCGUCGCACGACCAUCCCGAAUUUUGGGACUACCUCUUCCGCUGCGUGCUGCGUGGAUUCUACGGCACGGCGGCGACCGUGCUGCAGAGCUAUAGCGCGCCCGGCACGCCCAGCACGCUCUAUGAAAUCGCGAGCGAGACCGCGCAGAUCCUCAAGACGCUGCCCCGCUCGACCGGCUACCCCACCGAGCACGCCUUCUUCUCGGCGCACCGGAAUUGGCACACCUCGGUACGCGUCUUUCUCUCGGGCAUGCAGCGCAAGAUGGACAGCGUGCAGAAAGAGCUCGAGGCGAACGGCGCACCGCACCCCGAGGAAGAGCGCCUCGAGCUCGAGGCGCAGUUCCGCUGCCUCCUCGAGCUCCUGUGCGGUGUGCAGGACCGUGUGCUGGAGUUUUCCGAGAACUGGACCGAGGCCGUGUGUGCGUGGGGAACGCUCGUGCAGCCCGCCAUGAAGCGCGACGAUCUUCCAGACGUCGUGCAGCUCAUCACCGACCAACUCCCGGUCGACGGCACGCUCGGCAGCGAGAUGGUGCUCGUGUCGCUCAUGCGCGGCGAGGUGACCAAGGCCAUCAAGCAGUGCAUUCCUUACGACGAGUGGCUCGCGACGCACCUGAGCGACUUUUGCCACAAGGCGCAGCUGCUCGAUAAUAACGAGGCCAAGGGCGAGGACGGCGAGCCGCUCUGCGACUCGAUUCUCUUUACCUGGGCGGAUCUGCUGCUGAACGAGGAGCGCCUGUGGCGCAUGGCCCUCUCGUACCUCGCCGUGAUUCAUACGCCGGCUGCGCGCUCCAAGAUGCGGGGCGUGCUCUUUAGCGUGCCGCUCAUGGACGAGGGCCUCGACGCCGACGCGCAGUUUAAGCGCGUCGAAGAGGUGCUUGGCGCGUGCAUCGAGUACGGCAUGGACGACGAGGUCCGCAUCAUUUGCAAGCGCCUCGGCCACGAGCUCAUGGAGCACAAAAAGUACGGCCUCGCCAUUGCCUACAGCGUGCGUGCGCGCGAUGCGCGGCAGGUGCGCAUGAUCGCCGACCAGAUGCUCCACGACUAUGUCGAGCACGGCCCCGAGGCGUUUAUCCGCAGCGUCGACACGAUUCCCCGCAUGCUCCUCGACAAUGCCGAGGCGAUCGCGACCGAGGCGGGGCUUACCGCCGAGAAUGCACAGCUUGCGACGCCGUUUGCAACCACCUCGAGCAUCUUUUCGACCGAGACCUUUGCCCCGCUCGUGUUCCACGUCAAGUACCGCGACUUCCACGAGCUGUACGCGAACAAGGCGACCUGGUCGGAGGCGGCGCAGAUCCUCGUCGGCCUGCUCACGAGCGACGUGACGCCCGAGUCUUUUCUGACGGUGCUGCUCGUCGACGCGCUGCCGCUGGUGCAGGCGCCAGAGCUCUACUUCUCGAUGCCGGAAACGUACGAGCUGCUGCGCGUCGUCGAAAAGGUCGGCUCCGUGGCCGAGUCGAACGGCACGGACGAGGUGGCUGACUACUACUUUUACUGGCUCGAGCUGCUGCUCAGCCGCAAGGCGGGCGCAGAGGCGAGCAGCUCGGCAGUGCGCCGCAAGCUCGUCCAGGAGCGCAUGAUGGUCGUGCGCCUCGCCUUGUCCCAGUACCUUUCGCGCAUCCUCGUCGAGGGCAGCGAGGGCUGGUGA
Molecule: messenger RNA, 2073 nt
Organism: Malassezia japonica
Lineage: Eukaryota; Fungi; Basidiomycota; Malasseziomycetes; Malasseziales; Malasseziaceae
Exons: 4
Coding region: 1-2073 (690 amino acids)
Biological process (GO): mRNA export from nucleus; positive regulation of DNA-templated transcription; protein import into nucleus
Cellular component (GO): nuclear pore outer ring
Molecular function (GO): structural constituent of nuclear pore
Source: RefSeq, a predicted model, not a curated record